CCUCGACUUACAAAAGUCAUCGUUAACGCAAUUCGAGGCUGCUGGGCAGUUAAAUACCGAUAGUCCUUCACUGUUCUGUUCAUUCUAUAAACAUGUCGCAAAACAUGAUACCCCUCGAUGGCGAAAGUCAGAAGAAGAGAGUAUGUUACUUCUUUGACUCGGACAUCGGGGGUUUCCACUAUGGUCCCGGGCACCCGAUGAAACCAACUCGUAUACGAAUGUGUCAUUCCUUGGUCAUGAACUAUGGCCUGUACAAGAAAAUGGAGAUAUUUCGUGCUAAACCUGCAACAAAACGCGAAAUGACACAGUUUCACUCUGACGAAUACGUCGAGUUCCUCAGUCGCAUCACCCCCAGCAAUAUGAAUUCGUACAUAAAAGAACAACAUAAAUACAAUGUUGGUGAUGAUUGUCCCGUUUUCGAUGGGCUGUUCGACUACUGUUCCAUCUCAGCCGGAGGUUCCAUGGAGGGUGCUGCCCGUUUAAGUCGAGACAAAUGUGAUAUAGCUGUAAACUGGGCCGGCGGUCUUCACCAUGCGAAGAAAAGUGAAGCAAGCGGCUUUUGCUAUGUUAAUGACAUCGUGCUGGGUAUUCUUGAGUUGCUCCGAUAUCACACCAGAGUCCUUUACAUCGACGUCGAUGUUCAUCACGGCGACGGGGUGGAAGAAGCGUUCUACACUACAGACCGGGUCAUGACGGUCAGUUUCCACAAAUAUGGCGAGUACUUUCCAGGAACUGGCGAAUUGCGGGACAUAGGAAUAGGCAAAGGAAAAUAUUAUUCGCUGAACUUUCCAUUGCGUGACGGAAUCUCGGACGAAAACUAUAAAUCGGUGUUCGAACCUGUGAUCCGUGAGGUCAUGGCAUCGUACGACCCGUCGGCCAUUGUCCUCCAAUGUGGAACAGACUCCUUGUCGGGUGAUAAACUCGGCUGCCUAAACCUCUCUAUGCGAGGGCACGCCAACUGUGUUAAAUUUGUAAAGUCCUUCAACAAGCCUCUGCUACUGCUUGGAGGCGGGGGUUAUACGAUGCGCAAUGUCAGUCGGGCAUGGGCCUAUGAAACCGGUCUCGCAGCUGGCGUUGAACUGGCACCAGAAAUACCCGUGAAUGAAUACUACGAGUAUUUUGGACCCGACUAUGAAUUAGAUGUGAGGUCGUCAAAUACAGAGGAUAUGAAUACGCCAGAGUACUUGGAACGUGUUAAGAAUAUCGUACUCGACAAUCUGCGACAUUUGGGAGGGCCUCCUGGUAUUCAUAUAACAGAUAUCCCAAAAAUGCCGAUAGACGACGACAUGGAUGACCUUAAUCAGGACGAAGACUUGAUCCCUCCGGAUGCCAGGAGACACCGACAGCUAUUGGACUCUCGCAUCCAAGCGGACGGAGAACUGUCUGACUCGGAUGACGAGGGAGAGGGGGGGCGUAGAGACCACACGCAGCAUCGGGGUCGUGACAGCGAACCGAGAAGCCACUCAAGCGAGGCGGACGUUGCUGGUGGAAGGAGGUUUGGUAUCGGUGUGGGCAUCUUGAGUUCGGGCGCUGCAGGCUCGACCCAUGGGGCUGGUCCUAGUGGACACACCACCAUGGUUCGCCCUGUGUUGAGCGGGCAUUUGCCGAUGGAAGUCGAUACUCCAACGACUACAGAAAGCGGGCCCACACCUAUCGAACCAGUCGCUGCUAAUGGCACGACAGAUCACCACUCGGGUGAUCAGUCGCCAAAAACAAACGGUACAGCGGCGGUUGUUGAUGACGCUACGGCAACAAGUGUAGAAAGUUGAUGACUUGCUUCGGCUGACCACUUUGUGUCUUGCUUGCUAUCAUUGCUGUCGUUAUGCUACCGAUGUAUUAAUCGAACAUCGAGAAAGAGCUCGCAGACAAUACGUACGACGUAUGCUAGCAGUUGCUCAGCGGCCCCUCCGAGUCCGUUUCAACUCAUAAAAAUACCCAGCUUCCUAAUCCGUAAGACCGAAGUCUUUGUCAUGUGCAAUGAAACACUGUCUCCGACCC
Suillus subaureus is the source of this 1998-nucleotide messenger RNA. Its product is annotated as histone deacetylase complex catalytic component RPD3. The coding region runs from base 93 to 1769 and encodes 558 amino acids. Gene Ontology annotation, molecular function: histone deacetylase activity. The record is from RefSeq and is a predicted model, not a curated record. The transcript is spliced from 13 exons. Lineage: Eukaryota; Fungi; Basidiomycota; Agaricomycetes; Boletales; Suillaceae.